This is a messenger RNA of Aspergillus nidulans FGSC A4, 660 nucleotides long. Its product is annotated as glycine decarboxylase subunit H. Gene Ontology annotation, cellular component: mitochondrion; glycine cleavage complex. Bases 47 to 568 code for a protein of 173 amino acids. The transcript has 3 exons. Gene Ontology annotation, molecular function: lipoic acid binding. Gene Ontology annotation, biological process: one-carbon metabolic process; glycine decarboxylation via glycine cleavage system; protein lipoylation. NCBI's taxonomy places the organism in Eukaryota, Fungi, Ascomycota, Eurotiomycetes, Eurotiales, Aspergillaceae. The record is from RefSeq and is a predicted model, not a curated record.
GCUCAAUUUCUUCGUUCUCAGCAUAUCUUGAUCAUAAAUCUCUAUAAUGUCUGCCGCCGCUCGAUUUAUCCGCCCCUUUGCCUCCCGCGCCCUUGCACAGAAGCUUCCUUUGAGCUCCGUCCGCAGGGUCUCGCCCGCAAUUGGUUUCCCGCGGGGAACAGUCCGCAGCUUUUCUCAGAGCACAUUCUUGCAAGUGAAGAAGUACACAGAGUCUCACGAAUGGAUUGAGCUCGCUGAUGACGGCAAGACUGCCAAAAUCGGAAUCACAGAAUACGCCGCCAAGUCCCUAGGUGAUGUCGUCUACGUUGAGCUCCCCGAGCCGGGCACUGAGGUUGGUGCCGGCGAGCCCGUUGGCGCCGUCGAGUCCGUCAAAUCUGCUUCAGACGUGCUCUCUCCCGUCUCUGGAACUGUGACGAAGGGCAACGAGGUCCUCAGUGACAAGGCCAAAUUCAUCAACGAGAGCCCGGAGGGUGAGGCAUGGAUUGCCGAGAUCGAAGUCAGCGAUGCCUCCGAGGUGGAUGGGCUGCUCGACCUUAAGGCUUACAAGGCCACUAUUGAUGAGGAGUAAACUGUCUUUGCCCACGGGAUUGUUAGACGUAUUAGUGGAAUGAAUCGAUCAGGCUUAGAAUUGGAUGGGAGCGAGCUGCUCUGAUCGUCCCU